UCCUCAUUAUCAUUAUUGAAAAGAAAACACCUUUAUUUGGAUUUGGAUGUGUUCAAUUUUUGUUUGUUUUUUGUCCUAAAAAUUCUUCAUUUGAAUGAAUUAUGACCAGUGAACAACCAAAACAUCUUAUGCCAGCUACAAAUUUUGUUGAUCUCAACCGAUCCUCACCAUCCACCACAACAAAUGACAUGAUGGUGGCCGAACAUUCAUCACCAUUGAACCAUAUUCAAUCAUUAUCACCAAGUAUGGCAAUUGUUUCCACAAAUGUUGCUGCAUCACCAUCAACGACACCUACGAGUCCAUUUUUUCGUACAAAUUGCCACUCGAAUCAAAAUCGAAUGGAUGAUCAAUAUCAAUACAGCCAACAGCAGCAACAACAACAACAAGGUUGGUUUCUUCGACAUCGACAACAACAAGAACAAUUAAUGGAAUUAUCAUCAUCCAAACGGUCACAUGAAGAAGAUGUUUAUGAAGAUCUUUGCUAUGUAACCCUCAGAUCCAACAAUAAUAAUAAUAAUAGUAAUAAUCGUGAUUCCAAUAAUACGGCUAUCCAUAAUUUGAAUUAUCAAUCAUCCAAUUCGUCAAUCCAAUCGAAACGUGAUUACUGUUUAAAAGAAUUGAUAGAAACUGAGAAAAACUAUUGUGAAGCAUUACAGAUGAUAAUCGAUCAUUUUUGUCAACCAUUAAUACGAAUUGUGCCUGUUAAACACCGUAACGUUAUAUUUUCAAAUUUACAAUCAUUAUCCGAAUUACAUUGGAAAUUGUAUCAAGAUUUAUAUCGUACUAAUCAUAAUGGUGGUCAAUAUCCAAGAUCCAUUAACAAUAACAGUAAUAAUAAUAUACCGGCAUAUCCAUCCAAUUGUAGUUCGCCAAGUGUGUCCACCUGUUCCACAUCAUCAUCAUUAUCAUCAUCAUCUGCUCAUCCAAUACAGAUGCAUCGAACCGGUACAAUUUCAUCAUGUUUUCUUUCAAUACGAGAUCGAUUUCUAAAUUAUGGCCAAUAUUGUUCGAAUCUUCCAAAAGCUCAACAAUUAUUGGAUGAAUUAUGUGGCCAGGAUCCGGUUAUCGAACAUUGGGUUGGCCAAUGUCAACAGGAAGCUAACCAAGGAAGAUUUAAACUUCGGGAUCUACUUAGUUUACCGAUGCAACGAAUACUCAAAUAUCAUCUGUUGUUAGGCGAAUUAAUCCGUAAUACUAGUGAUCAACAUGAAGAUUUUGAAGGCCUACGGCAUGCCUAUGAUAUGAUGCUCGAUAUUGGCGCCUAUAUCAAUGAAAUGAAACGUGAUACCGAAACAUUAGAAAUCAUUAAUGAUGUUCAACGAUCAAUUAUCGAUUUAUCCAUGCCCGAUGAUUAUCAACUUAAAGAUUAUGGCCGAUUGAUUAAAGAUGGUGAAGUACGAAUGCGUGGACCAUCCACUCAAGAUAACGAUAAUGGUAUUAAUGUUGUUCAUGGUAAUUGUAGCUAUAAUAAUCGAAUGACAACACGGUUAAAGAAUCGAUAUAUAUUUGUAUUCGAUAAAGUAAUGUUGAUGUGUAAAACUAUUCGCAGCCUUCAAUAUUCAUAUAAAGAGGCAAUCGUACUCGAAGAAUACAAGCUGGAAGAUAUGUCGACUUGUAGCCCGAUUUCAAAAUUGACAAAAAAUUGGUCAUCCGGUUGGUCAUUGGUACAUUGUCGUACAAAACAACCUUAUACAUUUUUUGUUAAAAAUGAAGAAAUCAAACGAAAAUGGAUCGAAGCAAUCGAACGUGCACAGGAUAAUGUUCGACCCAAACAACUGAAUCAAACUGAUCAUCAUUUAGCACUGGCUACAGUUGCACCUGCAACCUGUUGUGCUAGUUGUCAUAAACUUUUAAAAGGAACCUGGUUUCAAGCAUAUCAAUGUUAUGUUUGUAAUAUUGCUCUGCAUAAAACAUGUAUCACAACGGUACGUUCCUGUGCACAGAUGAUGCAUCAACGACAAUCAUCUAUCGAUGCCAAUCAAUCAUCACCAUCAAACGAUAAUAAGCAUGACCAUCAUCAUCAUUCGGUCAAUUCGAAUCGUGCUGAACCGCCGACACCAUCCAAAAACAAACAAAGAAUUCUUGCCAAAGCUAUUUCUGCACAUUAUGUUGAUGGACAAUUACCAAUGGAACCCAAUGAUACAAUAGUUGUUUAUUCAACAAAUGGACCAUUUAGUUAUGGUCUUAAUCUUCGUCUCAGUGAAGAAGGUUCUUUUCCAAAUGCCUGUAUAACCGAAUUGAUGGCUGAUUCACCGUCCAAUGCAUCAUCAUCCAAUAUUGAUUCCCCAACAUGUUCAUCGGUGUUUCGAUUCUGUUAUGAUGAUCAGACUGUUCAACAACAACAACAUCAUCAUCAAUCAAAUGAUUCGACGACAUCGAUGACUCAAACACUGCCAAGAAAAUUGCAUCAAUCCAAUUGGAUAAUGCCAACAUCACCGUUAGCUGUAUCGACACCUGCAUUGAAUAAAGAGGACAUUUUCUUUGCCAACGAUAAUAAAUCAAUAAUGAAAACUAAUCAAUCGUCAUCAUCAAUGAAUCCAGCAAUGAUACAAGAUGGCAAUUUAAGGCUCUUUUUCGGUAAUGGUUAUAAUCUUGAAGAAUAUGCUUGGUUUGCCGGUUCCAUGGAUCGUGAUACAGCACAAACUACAUUGAAUCCACUGCCGAAUGGAUCAUUUUUGGUACGAAUAUCGCCCAAACAAAAGAAUAGCUAUGCUAUUAGCAUUAAUUAUAAAGGUCUUGUUAAUCAUAUGCGCGUUCAAGUGACAUAUAUGAAUGGUAUUCAGCCAACAAUUUUAGAUUCGAAUGCACAAACUAAUCAACAACAACCACAGCAGCAUAAUCUUCAACCACCAGAUAAACCGACUCAUUUUUAUCUUUCCGAACGACGAUAUUUUCGUACCAUUGUCGACCUGAUUCGAUGGUAUGAAUUGAAUUCCUUGGCCGAAUCAUUUAAUAUGGUCAAUACUAAACUUUUGUUACCAUAUAAAAAAGCCUAUUGCAAUGAAAUAUUGGGUGAUGCUAUUGCAUUAUAUGCAUUCACUGGCACAUCAUCAGCCGCAUCAUCAUUUCUAUCAUUGCGUAAAGGUGAUCAUAUCACUGUUCUAUCACGUGCAGCCGAAGAUAAAGGCUGGUGGAAAGGGCAGAUUGAUGAUCGUUUAGGUUAUUUCCCAUUCAAAUAUGUUGAGCCAACAUCAUAUUCACUGAAAAGAUUGUUUGAUAUUCAACAUGAAACCAAUCAACAAUAUCAACAGCCAUCAUUACAACAGGAUGAUUCCUUUGGUGCUAUGACAACAUCGACACAAAUGACUGAUGUAUCAUCACCACAAUCAUCACCUGCUAAUAAAGUGGAUGAAAACAAACAGCAAAUGCCAUCGCCAUCUUCAUCCUCAACAACAUCAUCAGCAGAAACAAGUUCACCAACAACAUUAUCAUCACCGGUCAAUUCGGAUCGAGAUUCCCCACAAUCAUCAUCAUCAUCAUCAAAUAUAUUGCAUUCUCGUCAAGCAUCAAGUGAUGCAGGUAUUGGCGAUGAUCUGGGCCAAUUAACAAUCAAUAAUCAAAAUGAUAGUAAUGACGAUAAUAAGGAUAAUGCUGACAAUUUAUAACCAAAAACAAUGAACAUCAUCUAGUCAAAUGCAUUAUUUGCAAAACAAAACCAUUCAAACUGUCAACCACACCACCAAGCAACAUUACAAUUAACACUUCAUU
This is a messenger RNA of Dermatophagoides pteronyssinus (European house dust mite), 3708 nucleotides long. RefSeq names its product protein vav-like. Lineage: Eukaryota; Metazoa; Arthropoda; Arachnida; Sarcoptiformes; Pyroglyphidae. Gene Ontology annotation, biological process: intracellular signal transduction; cell migration; regulation of GTPase activity. Gene Ontology annotation, cellular component: cytoplasm. The record is from RefSeq and is a predicted model, not a curated record. Gene Ontology annotation, molecular function: guanyl-nucleotide exchange factor activity; protein binding.